AAUACACACACACACUGUGAGGUUGAGAAGUGCAGAGGAAAUGAAGAAACAUACAGGAAGAUGUUUAACACAGACACAGACGGAGAGAUCACAGCAGCAUGAAGAGCAUGAUACUUUAUGUGCUGUUUAUAUGGGUGUGUGUGUCAGCAGGUUUUAAUCUGGACACUGAACAUGCACUCUGGUUUCACGGCACUCGAGAAGAUUUCUUUGGCUACAGUGUUCAUCAGUAUGAAUCUGAAAACAGGAAACAGAUUAUUGUUGGAGCGCCGUUAAAAAGCAACUCAAGUGGGGAAAUUUACACCUGCAGCACAGAUCUGUUGAACUGCAGCUUACUGUACCGGCCAGGUUCUGAGAGCGUCAGGUCGUUUGGUUUGUCUGCUGCCGUGUCGUCCACUGCUGCUGCUCCAGUCACUAGUUGCAGUCCAUAUCUUCCACAUGAAUGUGAUGAGAACUCGUAUCUCAGCGGCGUCUGCUAUCGGUUCAACAGCAGCUUACAGGUCGUCUCCAACUUUACUGCAGCUUUACAAGAAUGUAUGAAGAGAGACGUUAAUCUGGUGUUUUUGUUUGACGGAUCCCGCAGUAUGAAACAUCUAGAGUUUGAAAUGAACAAAAAUUUCAUUAAAAAUAUUAUGAAAAAACUGUCAAACUCAUCCAUAAAGUUCGCUGCUGUCCAGUUUUCUUCAAUGAUGAGAACAGUUUUCGACUUCAACGACUAUCAGAACGGCUCGGCUGAAGAGAAACUCAACAAAGAGCCACACAUGAGUGCCCUCACUAACACGCAUAAAGCAAUCGAUUUUGUUUUGAAGAAUCUCUUGAAUAAUGUGUCAUCUGGAGCGAACCUCAAUGCUACAAAAGCUCUGGUGAUCAUCACAGAUGGAGACCCCAGUGAUAAAGAUAGCAUCAAUGUCCUCAAAAGGUGUGAAGAGCAAAAAAUCCUCCGCUACAUCAUUGGGGUGGGGAAACUUGAUCUAAAGAAACUGACAACGCUUGCUUCAGAACCAAAACACAACAACACAUUCUACAUUGAUGAGUACGCUGGACUCAAAGGGCUUCUUGACAACCUGCAAAACAAGAUCUACAAUAUUGAAGGUUCACAGAACGCUGACAGCACUAGUCGACAGAAGGAACUGUCUCAAAGCGGAUUCAGUGUUGUUUACCACAAGGACUCCGUGAUCGUGGGUGCGGUUGGAUCUAAUGACUGGCGUGGAGCUCUGUAUGAAGUGACGGGAUCAGGGUCUGGAUUCAGAGAGAUCGAGAUUACAGAUCCAGCUGUCAAUGAAGACUCAUACAUGGGUUACUCUGCUGUGAUUGGACAGAGAGGAAACGUCUCUCUGCUGUUCUCUGGCGCCCCGCGGGCUGAACACAAGGGUCACGUGACCCUCUUCAGUAAGACUAAAAACAUAUGGAGAGUGACGAGGAAUGUGACAGGAGAACAGAUUGGCUCAUAUUUCGGAGCGUCUCUGAGCGUGUUGGAUGUUGAUUCAGAUGGAGACUCAGAUUUUCUUCUGGUUGGAGCUCCAUUAUUUCAUCAGUCUCAACCGCGAGCAGAAGGGAGGCUAUACAUCUACACUUUAACACAAGAGUGGUUUCAGGGGACACUGAAUGUGAGCGAGUCAAACACAGGCCGAUUCGCCGCAUCUUUGGCGUCACUAAAGGACCUGAAUGGGGACGGCCUGUCAGAUGUUGCUGUUGGAGCUCCGCUGGAGGAUGAUGGACAGGGAGCCGUCUACAUCUAUCUGGGUGAUGAAACAUAUGGCAUCAACCACAAACAUUCGCCUCAGCGGGUCUCUGCGCAGAUGGUUUUGUCCGGUCUGCAUCAGUUCGGUGUGUCUCUGUCUGGUCUGAUGGACAUAACUGAAGACAAUCUGACGGACAUUGUGAUUGGAGCACAAGGAGCAAUCGUGCUGCUGAAGGCUCGGCCAGUGAUGUCUGUAUGGUCACAGCUCAGUUUCAGUCCUAAUGAGAUCAGUUUCAGCAACUUUGAAUGUCCGAGCAGCGACGUGUUUCACGUGUUUAACCUCACUUCCUGUUUCACUGUGACAGAGCGCACCAGUAGCACAGGAUCUCUGAACACGAGUCUGAAUGUCUCGCUGAAUCUGAACGUGGAUGUCCUCAGAGAAAUUAAUCGAGGAUUCUUCGAUGAGACGAAUACAGCGUCCAGAACUCUUCAUAAGUCCGUCCUGCUGGAGUCGAAGUUCUCCUGCUUCAGUUUCUCUGUUUUCAUGCCGCGUUGUGUUGCCGACACCAUGUCUCCUCUGAAGAUCCGAAUGAGUUUCUCGCAGACGGGGAUGUUAAAUGGAAACUCCACAGCUAUUCUUGACAUUCACAGCAGGACAGAAGAGUUCGCAGAGGUGCCGUUUCAGAGGAACUGUAAUUCAAAUAACAGCUGUGUGGCCAAACUGAAGCUCAAUUUCACUUUCACGAACGAGACGUUACUGGUGGUGAAUCAAGCUCAUUUUACAGUCCUCAUAUCGCUGGAGAACUCAGGAGACGAGUCCUUCAACACCAGCAUAGUGCUGGAUUACCCAGAAGGCCUUUCUCUCUCCAAAUUUGAGACGGUGAAGCCAAGUAAGACUCGGAGCAGUUGUGGUGAUCGGGACAACGGUGCAACGAACAGAACCACCUGCGGUAUCAGUUUACCAGUGUACCGGAGCGGCACCACAACUCAGUUUCUGGGAACGUUCCGGGUGAAGUGGGAUUAUGACUGGUCACACAUGAUGCAGAUGAUCAUCACGGCCAACAGUGAUAACAACAUAAACAGCACAGACACCACAGUAAAGAGAACUGCACCGGUUCAGUUUGCUGUUGAUCUGGCCAUCAGUGUAGUGGCUGAAGAUUCAGACACAUAUCUGAACUUCUCUCUGGAUGAUCGAGGUCCAAAACCUCUCAACAUCAUCUACAAGGUGGAGAAUCUGGGUGUGAAAGCUCUGCCAGUGUCAGUAACGCUGGUGAUUGUUUGUCAAACAUCACACGUGAUCUUAAAGCCUGAUAGCUUCAGUGUGGGGGAGAAUGCAACGCAGUGCCAGUUCAUCCGUGAUCGACAGGACGGUCACUGCGGGACGUUUGAAUGCGCUCCGUUCCAUCUGCAGACAGUUUCGUCUGUUCUCUUCAAUCUGACCGCACACGCCGCUCUCCAGAACGUGAAGGAAUAUGAGAGCAGUUAUUCUUUCAGUGAGUUCAGGAGAGAUUAUGUGUUUAACAUCAGCGCUCAUCUGGAUUAUAACAGAAGCCGCUUCAACCAGACGUCCACCGGCCUGAAGGAGGACCCUCACAAAUCCCAGGUUUUCAUGAGGGUGGAGUUUGUUAUUCCACCCAAUAAGAUGCUGAUCAUUUGCACAGGCGGAGGGGGCGGGUUCAUUUUAAUCAUUAUCAUAUUAGUGCUGCUGCUGAAGUGUGGGUUUUUUAAGCGGAAGCGUCCUUAUGAGUUUCCCGAAGAGUCUCCUGAAGAGUGGAAAAUGGCAUCUGUGGUGGAGAAACCAGAAGAUGCUGUUCUGAUGAACGUCAGUGCGAAAGAGAACGGAGCGAUUGAGAGCGGAGAGAAAGACAGUGGCGAGACGUCUAGGAAAGAGAACGACAGCAGCAUCAGUCCUGAUCCUCCAAACACUGAUUAGAAAUUAAAUCUGUCUCGCUGUUUUCAAAGAAAUAUUAUCAAUGUUAAAAGUGUUCCACCGAAUGCAAAUAAAGGCAAAACCUUUCAUUUUGAAUUGGCUUUGAAUGGAUUACAGUUUUAUAAUAAUAUAUGUUCUCUUGAAAUUUAACAUCAGUUUUAGGUUUCAUUUUUAAGAUUCAUUUUUGUAGCAAGUUCAAUAUUUUGCCCAUUGUGCUUUAUUUUUUUAUUGUAUAUAAUUAAAAAUGUAUUUUCUAUAAAUAUCAAAUAUUAUACUGUCAACUUUUUACAGUAAAUAAUUUUAACUUUAGCUUAAAUUUCUUCUUUAAUGUCACUCUAAUGUGACUUGUUUUUUAGACUUCUACUUAUGUUUCUUUAAUUUCAAAGAUUGUUCUGUGUUCUUUGUAACGAACCCUCGCACUGACA
This is a messenger RNA of Myxocyprinus asiaticus (Chinese sucker), 4033 nucleotides long. Its product is annotated as integrin alpha-L-like. The record is from RefSeq and is a predicted model, not a curated record. Gene Ontology annotation, biological process: cell adhesion mediated by integrin; integrin-mediated signaling pathway; cell-cell adhesion. The coding region runs from base 99 to 3611 and encodes 1170 amino acids. Gene Ontology annotation, molecular function: integrin binding. NCBI's taxonomy places the organism in Eukaryota, Metazoa, Chordata, Actinopteri, Cypriniformes, Catostomidae. The transcript has 31 exons. Gene Ontology annotation, cellular component: integrin complex; external side of plasma membrane.